CGUUACACAACAUCCAGGGAAAAAGGAGUGGGAGUGGCGAGAGGGUGACUGUGUGUGAGAGAGCGAAGAGGAGCCAAGAUGUCCCUGUACAGAAACACCAUUUGGUUCCUGAAAGGGAUGAGAGAAUACACAAAAAGUGGGUAUGAGACUGCAGCAAAACAAUUUGUAGCAGAAGAUUUGGAGGUCGAUGUCAAGGGAAGAUCUUAUAUGAUCACUGGGGCAAACAGCGGUAUAGGCAAAACUGCCGCAUUGGCAAUUGCAAGGAAAGGUGGAACUAUUCACUUAGUGUGCAGAAAUAAGGAAAGAGCAGAAGAAGCGCAGAGUGAAAUCAAAGCAAAUAGUGGAAAUGAGAACAUUUUGGUGCAUUUGCUGGAUAUGUCUGACCCCAAACAAAUAUGGGAAUUUGUUGAGAAGUUCAAGACUGAGCAUAAACUGAAUGUUUUGAUAAACAAUGCCGGGUGUAUGGUCAACAAGCGGGAACUGACUGAAGAUGGUCUAGAGAAAAACUUUGCCACCAAUACUUUGGGAACAUACAUUCUAACAACUGCACUGCUGCCAGCUUUGGAGAAAGAAGAGGAUCCCAGAGUCAUAACGGUUUCCUCAGGAGGAAUGUUGGUUCAAAAACUGAAUGUGUCGGACCUGCAAUUGGAGACAGGCACAUUUGAUGGCACAAUGGCAUAUGCACAGAACAAGCGACAGCAAGUUAUACUAACAGAGCAGUGGUCUAAAUCCAACCCCAACAUCCAUUUCUCAGUCAUGCACCCAGGCUGGGCUGACACACCAGCGGUGAGAUCCUCAAUGCCAGACUUCUAUGAAAAGAUGAAGAACAGGUUACGCACAGAGGAGCAAGGUGCAGACACAGUGGUAUGGCUGGGAAUAUCCUCCUCCGCCAAGAAGCACCCAAGUGGCCUGUUUUUUCAAGAUCGGAAACCUGUUUCUACUCAUUUACCCUUUGCUCUUACACAUUCCUCUGCUGGGGAUGAAGAAAAAUUUAUGGAGAGCUUGAAGGAACUUUCCAAAAAAUUUGCACCCUCAUCUGGUAAUUUAUAACACUACCUCAAUGACCAUUUGCUCACCCGGUGGCCUUAGUAGUGCAGAUGGCGAUCGGAAACUCACACAAUGAUUUCACUUCCAGUCAAAUCACGGAGGGUUAAUAGUACUGUAUAUGACAGGUGACUGAGAUUUACAUUUUUUAAGACUCAUCUGAAGAAAUACCGCAGAAUACUUUUCUUUUCCUUCAACCACACAGCAUUAGGCUUAUAGAACACAAGACAAAAUGUCUGAUAAUUCAGCUUUUGUGUGUAUCAGACUACACUUUGCUUUAACCUUGCAUUAACCUCAGGAUAGGAAACCAUUGAACAGGAGUGCAGUGACUGCAAUUGCUACAAUUGGGCUACAAGUCAUCCUAGUCUAACCAAUAUAACGAAACGUAGCUUCUUUCUUGAGCUGACCAUCCAAUUUAUACAAUUUUCAGUACAUGUAUCGCAACCCAGUGAUCCCAGCCAAUAUCCAUGUUGCUUCAGAGAUGAGACCUAUUUAAACAAUGUAAUAGUCCAUGUCUGCUAGCAUAUAGUGCAUUAUCAGAUGAGUUUGUCCACCUUAAAGGAUAAGUAAAUGUAAAAUGGAUGAGGGUGCUAUUUUAAGUACUUUUGUUGUUUACAUUCAUUAUUUAUUUUUCUUCAAUUCCAAGAUAUUAAGGGAUAUAUGUACUGUUAAAAUAAAUGAAGUUUUUUACACCUGCUGAUCAGUUUCCAACAAGUAGUCAAGUAAGUUGUCAAGAGAAAGAAAGGGGCUGCUCUGAUGUUCUUCUAAUUAGGAAAACAAUUAAAAACAUUUCUCAAACCUUUCCUAAGCAGAAGAACAUCAGAUCAGCCUCUUUAUUUUUCCUGACAACUUCCUUGACUACUUGGUGGUCAGAAUGGUCAGAGACUGACCAGCGGGUGGCGCUGUUGUAACAAAAUUCAUUAAUUAAUUAAACAGUACAUGUAUCCUUUAAUAUCUUGGAAUUAAAGAAACAUAAAUAAUGAAUGUAAGUAAAAAAAGUGCUUAGAAUAGUACCCUCAUCCAUUUUAAAUUCACUUAUUUUGAAGGUUUACUUAUCCUUUAAGUAAGGACACAAUUACUCAUUAGUAGUAGGGUGUACUUUAUUUCCUAUUGUAUGAGACUGCCUAGAGUAAAGCAGGCUGCUGUGUAAAAUCAAUCAUGUUGGCCUAUUGUGGCCGGACAUACUCUAUUUACUCUAUUUACUAAAUACCCAAACUAAAAUAAAUGUAAUUGAAACAAUUAGUUCACACAUUAAAAUAAUACGAGCAAAUGCAUAAUUACAUAGGCAACUAGAAAAACAGUCUUGUUCAUGCUGGUCUUGGGCCAUGAAUGAUACAGAGGCAACACUUUUAUUUCAUAUAAUUAAAUCUUAAUAUAUGUCCCAAAGGAAGUUCCACUGACAUCUCCUUUUACUUAGCCUGUGCUCUGAACUUGAGUUGUAUUAAUGCUUUUUUUAUAUUAUCAUGUGAUCUAAAAUAAUAAUAAUAAUAAGAGAGGAUAUUCCAAAUAUAAUGGGAUAGUCUCUGAGCCCAUGUAGCCAAGCCCGAGGAUUAGUGAAGUGUGUUACUCAUACAGGGUUAUACAUAAUCUGCAUAUGGUGAGAUUGUUCCCAAAUGACAUAUCACACGAUGAAGCAGAAGUCGCUUCUAUUCUCUUUAGUGAAUCGGGUCUAUAUGGCCAUGAGACUCUUCCCUAUAUUCGGAACCCUAUGUGGCCCUUUUCUACUAUGCCCUAAUGAUGACCUAAAAGGAACAGUAACUCCUUUAUGCUCUGUUUGCCAAUUUAAAGAGUAUUUGAUUUGGGGCCAAGAGUUUGAGUAAUCACUAGGCUGUCAGUGCAAGUCACAUGGGAAGGUGUAUAUGGAAGUCUGCAGUGGUUAAGAGCACAUCUGCUCCGGAUUUAAGGAUCCAACAUGAAAUGAAAGAAAUAUAUAUUUAACAUAUAUGCAUUAUUCCUUAUGUUGCCAUAUCUAAUACUGUCCCACAGCUGGCACUUUCAGUUGUACAUGAAACCAAAGCAGGGUACUAUUAUUUUUUUUUCUUCAAUGUGGAAAUACCAUAACCUGCUAAUAAAUAAAGCUCUCAAUUUGUUUG
Messenger RNA from Xenopus laevis (African clawed frog), 3137 nucleotides. It is a transcript of the gene dhrs12.L, whose product is annotated as dehydrogenase/reductase (SDR family) member 12 L homeolog. NCBI's taxonomy places the organism in Eukaryota, Metazoa, Chordata, Amphibia, Anura, Pipidae. The record is from RefSeq and is marked provisional.